AAUCUUGCUAACAACAAACUGUCAAGUUUGCACCAAGACAUGUUUUCGGAAUUGACAGAAUUGACGCACUUGGAUUUAAGUUCCAAUUCUAUUGAGGCCAUUGAUGAGAACAUGUUUCAAAAUAACAUAAAACUGGAACGACUUUAUUUGGGGAAUAAUCCAAUUCAACGUAUUGAUAAAAAUAUUCUCACGUCAUUAUCAAAUGGAGCUUCAGUCGAUAUCACCUUGACCAACAUCAAAGAGUUCGAUACAACUUCGUUAAGAGAAAACGUCCAAUUUUCUGGUGGAUUUGCAGUGAAAACAGCAUCUGGAAGCUACUCACAAUCGUACGAACUGAAUUUUUUGUCGGAUCUCAAAUAUGUCAAUAUCUCAGGCAAUCAACUUCAAAACACGUCGGAAGUAAUCCAGCAUUUUGGAUCACCGAUUGAAACGUUGGACGCAUCUUCAAAUUUUAUCGGAAAAUUGACAGCAGAAACAUUCAGAAACUUGAUCAAUUUGAAGUAUUUAAAUUUACAAAGCACCAAUUUAACGACCAUUGAUGCCGAUACGUUAAAUCCGUUGCUGUUCCCAGAAAGUGGUCGAAAAUUGCAAGUUUUACUCUUAAAUGACAAUCCAAUCACACGACUCGAUUCAAAUGUUUUUCUGCCCAUGAUGAAUUCGGUUGAAGUGAAAGUGUCUUGUGACCAUGCUGAGGAGAUCGAUACAAAUGCCAUUGCAAAUGCGCUAAAAAUUGACUCAAACGAAAGAGAAGACAUUGUUUUCCACGUAAAAAGUCAAAAUUUCGAAUUAGUUUGUUCAAAGCAGCAAUUCAAGCGACUAUGGUAUUUCAAUAUUUCUGGCAACCAACUAAAAAAUGGUCCGCAAAUCAUUGACUGGCUUGGAAAUUCCGUGGAAACAUUGGAUGUGUCGUCCAAUUUCGUCGGGAAGCUAAAUGUCCACACAUUUGAAAAGUUCACCAAUUUGCAACAAUUAAAUUUGAGUCGAACGAAUUUGUCCAAUUUUGGUUUCGCCACAUUUUACCACCAGAAAAAUUUGCGAAUUUUUUAUUUAUCGUUCAAUCAAUUGAAAAAAGUCAAUUUCACGCUUUUGUUUCGAAAUUUUCAAUUUUUGAAGACUCUUCGUCUGGAAGGAAACGAACUGACCGAACUUCGGAGUGUAAACCGAGAGAUUUUUCCCAGCCUUUCUUCGCUGUGCAUCUCGAAAAAUCACUUUUCAUGUGAUUAUCUAGCCACAUUCUUACCAAAGAGACAUUAUACGCUUCUUAUUUAUCCCAUAAAUAAAACAAACAUCGAUGGAGUCGAUUGUGUUCAUGAGGGUGAAGAAAUUAGCGGAGCUGGCAAAGUUGAAUCAGAUACGGAAAUAGAAAAAAUACCUAAAAACAUUCCGAAAACGAAUUUCGGUGAUAACAAUUCAACUAAACUUCAACGUACUACUGACAUCAACCAGAUUGCAACUAUUGAUCAGACCACCGAAAUGGAAGACAAACCGAUCACUCGCUUCGAUUGCACCGUUCUUUCAAAGACCAUUAACUCCCAAACGGUACAAGUUUCCUGUGACCACAUCAAAGAGAUUGAUACCAGUUGCAUGGGAAAUUCAAUACAAAUCAACUUCAAUAACAACGAUGAAAUCGUUUUUCAUUUACCACAAAU
Molecule: messenger RNA, 1649 nt
Organism: Sitodiplosis mosellana (orange wheat blossom midge)
Lineage: Eukaryota; Metazoa; Arthropoda; Insecta; Diptera; Cecidomyiidae
Product: chaoptin-like
Molecular function (GO): protein binding
Source: RefSeq, a predicted model, not a curated record